UCCCCAAAAAACGUGGCCAAUCCUCCGCAGUGGGUACGUGCCACCGAAGAAGUAUAUUCUAUCCCAUCCGCAGCGUACCGCAUUGGUGAGAGGUCAAGUGCGCUGUCAAGACAUCCUCCACCUUCGAAAGGCGUAUCCGGCGUCACGCUGAACAGCAGCGAAAACCCUUUGGUUGUCCCACCCAGCGCUAAAACGAAGACCGCUGUCUGCUCGUCGAAGGGCACGCUAGCUUUGUCUGCGAUUGCCGCUUGAACCGACAAGCGCCGCUCCAGCCACUUCUGGCACAGGAUCCCUAGGAAGCUCGGCGACCUUUAAGAGCGAGUGCCGUAUCGAUUCGAAGAGCACGAAGAAAACACCCGAAACUGUCGGCGCGAGAACCAUUGCCGGAGCCACAUCCACCAGCGAGAAAAGUGCAUCUGGUUUGGCCCCAAUGAGCGACAAAGGCCGAUGCGGAACGCCGUCGAACAACCCCGGCAGCUUGAAAGUCGGCUCGCACAGCGGGUCACGACCGCUUCCGACAGAAAAAACUCGCGUAGCUGCCGCGACGGCCGCUGGUGGAUCUGGAGCUUCCUCUGUCGACGGCAAAGGGGCACCUUCUGAUGCAUCAACGAACCGCAAGUUCGCAGCCAGUUCGCCGAAGACCAAGUCCGGUUCCCACAUGGUCUCAACCAACACGAUCAGCUCUCCAAGAGACGCACCCAACGCUACCAAAAGCUCAUCGCCAUUCACCGGCAAGAGGCGUACUGCGUCUCCGGAAACCUCUGUAGCGGGUACGAAGAGAGCCAAGAAAGGGUCCGGUGCCACCUCACCGAAAAGUGCCUCGAUCGGCGCAACAAUAACGUCCACCGCAGCCACGAAGAAAGACGCCACGUCGCAUGCCGGCUCCGCAAAGACGCCACCAAACGGUGCUUCGACGACGAGCACCGGCAAGAAUGACCAGGCCCCAUCUGUCAGCGAUGCACCGGGAACCGGCUCGGCCAGGAGCAGCGCUUCAGGACACGACCGAGAGCAGAGCAGCGCCGAGGAGCCGUGGAGCGUCGAGGCGAGCUCGUCGUCGACCUACACGACGGAGACAGCGCAGCCCAUCUUGCAGCGGCGCAGGGGCGAGGCAUACGUGCCACCCGGCUGGUUCAAGCCCCGCGAGUCGCGCUCGAGCGAAGAGAUGUUGGAGAGUGGCACGGCGACGUCCUCCGAGGCCUCUGGCUCGAAGUCUUCCGCCACGUCACGUAGCGCCAGCAGCUGGAUGCGGCGUAUCGCUGGUGGCGAGGGCAAGCUGUCCGCGCGCCACCGGUGCUGCUUGUGCGUCGCCUGCUGCGCCCUCGUGGUGUGCGUGGCAUCGGCCGCCGCGCUCGCAGUGGCUGCCCUGCUGCGCAGGGGCGACAGCGCCUGGGAUCACGGCUGCAGGACGAGCUUCUGCGUGCGUGCCCGUGAGCUGAUGCAGCCACCGCCGGGGGCCCCGAGACCCUGCGAUGACUUUUACAGCCACGUGUGCUAUGCAUCCGCGGGCUCGCACAUGGACUUCCUCGAGGCGUUUCGGCUGCGGCGCAAGACCGAGUACCACGAGUCUGAGCUCGCCGAUCCCUUAGCAGCGCCCACAGGAGACGUGUCGCACAAGCUCGCCUACGCGCACCAGGUCUGCGCACAGUUCUCGCACCGACAGAAUCCCUCGCUGCGCACCUUGGCAUCCCAGAUGCGCCAGUCGCUGGAAGGCGACAUGAAGAGCUUCCUGGAGGCGCGCUCCGAACACGAUGACACCAUGCUCAACCUGACCUGGGCCGCCGUGCGCAUGGGCAUCAACACGCUGUUCAAUGUCACCGAGGUCAAUGCGAGCACGCCUCUGCACAUCUACGCCAGGAUGCCGGACCAGUACUACUUCGGGCAGUCGGACAAGAACAAGUUGCUGGUUUACGUGGACAACCUGCUGCGCCACCUGUGGCGGAACAAGGCCACCGACUCUGUGCUUCAGGCCAUCGUAGAGCUGGUCUCGAGGCUGUCCGAAAUGACCUUUGGGAAUGACGCGCGCACCCAGGUGACAAAGCUCGAGGACUACGUGUUGCCUCCCGGCAACUUCAAUAUUGGCGCCAUGAUCGUCAAAAGUGUGCCUCCAACGAGACCUGAAAGGCACAUGAGACACGAGGUGAACCUCCGGCACAACGUGCGGGCGGUCAUCGUCCACGGAGACGUCAUCUCGCGAGCGUACGCGAUCCUCGCGUCGGAGGCGCGCGAGACGGCCAACCUGUUCCUGCUGGUGCUGUUCUUCGACGAGUACCUGAAGAUGGUCACGGGCUGGUCCCAGAAGACGUUCGACGAGUCCCUGAGCUGCACGCUGCUCGGCUCCAAGCUCUUCCCGCUGCAGUACGGACACUCCGAGGCGGCCCUCUUCUACGACCAGACCGCGGCGCGCGAGCUCCGCGACAUCUUCAGUGCCGCCAAGGUGACGGCAGAGGGCCACUUGGGUGUCAGGGGACAGCCGGUCGAGGUCAACAUCAAGAUCCUGGAGCCAAAUUCGUUCCCGACGGACGCGGUCGACGAGACGAGCCUGUACCAGAUGCACGCCCUCAACAUCCUCGAGGGACUGAAGGCCACCAUGACCGCCAUGCUUCGGCGGGUGGCCGAAGGCACAUACGGAGGCGAGAGUCGCAUCCUGGUCGAGGCCCAGUUUAGGGGCGCCUUCGCCUACGACCCGACGGUCUCCAGCCUCCUGGUCGCGACGCAGAACUUGCGGCCGCCUUUCUACUGCCACCAGAGGACCGCGUCGAACCUGCCGCUGGGCACCAACGCCACUGCGGUCAGCGUCCAGUGCGACGGCGGAAAAUUCAAGCCGUUUCUCAACCACGGCCUCGCUGCGACGGCCAUGGUCGAAGCGGUGUUGUCGGUCAUUAUCCAGAAGUCCAUCCACAACGCGACGGAGAUCGAGGAACGGGCCAGCUGUUACAAGAAGCAGCUGAAAAUCAGCGGCUCCGUCGACACCGCGACCCUGGCGUCCACCGCCAUGGGCCUGUCGCUGUCCUUCUCGAUGCUCAAGACGGCCAACAUGGCACUGUGGCGGGACCUGAACCUUCUCAAGGAGGACCGCGCGGCGCUGCGGCUGUUCUUCCACCGUCACUGCCUGCGCCACUGCGGCAAGACGGGAACGCUCACCGGCAAGCACAAGUGCCACCUUGCUCUGGUCAACAUGCGCGAAUUCUUCACGGCCUAUGGAUGCAGAAAUAACGCGCCAAUGAGACCGACCGUACACUGCGCUAUAUAGCACUUUCACCUGGUAGUUGACUUUUAUGCUGUAAAGGCUGCAGUUACGCGACCGACGGAUUAUUCCGAUCGUUUGGGGGGGUGUAGAGAAAUUGAAAUCGCGGCUGUCAGAAUGACUACGCGUCGCACUUGCUCGCAUGACGCUACAACUUAUUCAGCUUUUAAUGUUAUUGCGUUGCCUUAUUCAUGGUGUUACGAAAUUGCUUAUUUUCUUUCAAUUGUGCAAUAUAAUCACUGGUUUGUACGAGACAACGUGCAGGCUGGAAGAGCCACGAAUAAGUCAAAAUGCAGA
Molecule: messenger RNA, 3541 nt
Organism: Dermacentor albipictus
Lineage: Eukaryota; Metazoa; Arthropoda; Arachnida; Ixodida; Ixodidae
Biological process (GO): protein processing
Cellular component (GO): plasma membrane
Molecular function (GO): metalloendopeptidase activity
Source: RefSeq, a predicted model, not a curated record